GCAGUGAGAACCAGCAAGUCCAGAAAAGUGUUCUAUCGCUACUGUGAACGAAAAAAAAAGUAACAGGUAAAUGACUAUCUAAGGGGAUUUUAAGCAGGUGGAACCUCACAUAUUUGAUGCUAGAAACAAUGAGUGAAAAGGGUAGUGUACGGCUAUAUUUGUUUUUAAUGUUAAUAGUGCAUAGAUCCUGCAAGUCUUUUAAAUGGAAAUGUUUUUCUCGUGUUACAAGAAAAGAAAGACCACAGCAUAAUGUUAAGCUAUUGUUUUUUGUGUGAAAACAUCUGGCCAAACUAGCUAGCGAACGUUAAUAUCAUAGUUAACUAGUAACUAGUGACAUAGUAUAUUGUUUAAAAUCCCCUGAGAUAGUCGUCACUUACCUGCUAGCGAUCUUUGGCGAUACAGGGCUUGUUGAUGAAUAAAUGAACACACUUGUGGGCGGGGUUGCCUCGGAGCAACCCCGCCCCAGAGAACAGUUCUGCAGUUACCCGGCAUGCUUGUGCGAUAAGUAUUUCUAAGAUGGCGACCGUGCAUUUGAGAAUCGGAGAUUUGGUUUGGGGGAAGCUGGGACGGUAUCCACCUUGGCCAGGGAAGGUCGUAAGCCCUCCAAAGGACUUGAAGAAGCCAAGAGGCAAAAAAUGUUUUUUUGUGAAAUUCUUUGGAACUGAAGAUCACGCCUGGAUAAAAGUGGAACAGCUGAAGCCUUACCACCCCCACAAGGAGGAAAUGAUUAAGAUCAACAAAGGGAAGCGCUUCCAACAGGCGGUGGAUGCAGUGGAGGAGUUUCUGAAGAAGUCUAAAGGAAAAGAACAGGGAUCCCAUAAUUCUGAAGACAAAAGCAAGUCGGCCGUGUUUGAAGUGAAAGGCCGAAAGAAUUCUGGGAAAGCUGUGAAACUGCGUACGGAAGAGGAGGAUGACCCGGGUGUGCACAGAGGAGGCGACAAGGAUUUAUCUGACUCUGACCCCGAGCCUUCCUCUGUUGAACGGCUGGUGCCUGGGACAGUCACAGGAUUCAAAUGGGACAGCAGUCCAGUAAAGGAUGACCCUCAUUUCCAUCACUUUCUGCUCAGCCGGUCUGAGAAGCCUGGUUCAUCGAUGGAGCCCAUCAGCAAAAGGCUGAAGAUUAUUGAGGAGGAUGCGGGAUCGACUUCUAUCCAAGCAGCAGACAGCACAGCCAUCAAUGGCAGCGUAACCCCCACCGAUAAACGGAUAGGAUUCCUUGGACUGGGUCUCAUGGGAAGCGGAAUAGUUUCGAACCUGUUAAAGAUGGGCCACAUUGUGACUGUAUGGAACCGCACGGCCGAAAAGUGCGACCUGUUCAUCCAGGACGGUGCCCGGCUUGGCCGGACCCCGGCGGAGGUGGUGUCCAUGUGUGACAUCACCUUUUCCUGCGUUUCAGAUCCAAAGGCAGCCCAGGAUUUGGUCCUGGGGCCCAGUGGCGUCCUGCAGGGGAUCAGGCCAGGGAAAUGCUACGUGGAAAUGUCCACGGUGGACCCAGAGACUAUCACAGAGCUAUCUCGGGUCAUCACGUCCCGAGGAGGCCGUUUCCUGGAGGCCCCAGUGUCCGGGAGCCAGCAGCUGUCCAACGACGGGAUGCUGGUUAUUUUGGCCGCCGGAGACCGGAGCGUGUACGAAGACUGCAGCAGCUGCUUCCAAGCCAUGGGGAAGACCUCGUUCUUCCUCGGUGAAGCGGGCAACGCUGCGAAGAUGAUGCUGGUCCUGAACAUGGUUCAGGGCAGCUUCAUGGCAACCAUCGCUGAAGGGCUGACGCUGACUCAGGCCACUGGCCAGUUGCAGCAGACCUUCUUGGACAUUCUCUGUCAGGGGCAGAUGGCAAGCAUUUUCCUGGAUCAGAAAUGCCAAAAUAUUUUACAGGGGAACUUCAAACCGGAUUACUAUUUGAAACACAUUCAGAAAGAUCUUAGGUUAGCAAUUUCAAUGGGCGAUUCUGUCAAUCAUCCAACUCCAAUGGCAGCUGCUGCCAAUGAGGUCUAUAAGAGGGCAAAAGCAUUGGACCAGUCUGACAAUGACAUGUCAGCGGUCUACAGAGCCUACAUCCACUGAGCCAGUAGACCUACUUCAAACUCUGGACCAUCCAUCCCCCCCCCCCCCCCCCCUCCCUUUCCCAUAUUUUUUAACAAUGUGAUCUGAUUUCUGCCUGCCUUGGUAUUUCUUCCCACAAACAAUGGGAACUUCAAGCAGCCAAAUGUGAGCAUUGCACUGACUUCGCAAAAGAGCUAAAUGUAUAAUAAAAUUGAGGGUAUUCAACUUCUUUAAACGUGCGAGUUUAAAAAGUGUGUAAAUAUACACUUUGUUAGGUGGCAGUCAGUCUUAUGGGUGAAAUGAAUGCAGUGUGUUCUUUGUGAUUUUGAGUUUACCCACUGCAGUCUUAUUUGAUGUGUUUCGGUUAAGGUUUGUUUGUGCACAUCUGCACACAUUCAGUUUGUUUUGUUCAUAUAACUUACUUUGAAUGUCCAGAAUUCCUUAAAUUGGGAAAAUUGUUCACAAUACAAACAGCCCCAUGACAAUGCAAUUUCAAUGCCUUAAAGUUGUAACCCUUGACUAAUAGAUGUAUUUAUUUAUUUCAUUUUCUUGAGCUAUCAUUCAAUCAAUGCUUUUUGGCUAUACAUUUAUUGACCAUCCUGAAAAUGGGGGUAAAGUGACAAUUUAUGUCUUAGGAAUUUAGAGUAUUCCAAUGCCUUAAAAUGCAGUAUGUAUUUUUAUUUUACUGUAAGACGAUGCAGAGGUUAGUCCUGAACUGUGAAACUUCAGUGUCAUUGAUUUAUGUCAAUGAGUCAUUGUAACAAUCAGCUGCCAUAUAUUAAGAGGCAUGUUCAGUGUUUCUAGGCUUACAAACCAUCAACUUUUACUUGUGAAUUAAUUUGCAAUUUGUUUACCUGUGGUUCAUUCCAUGGCAAAAUGCUAUCCAGUAACAACAAAUCAUCUCACUGUAGUGAUACAGUUAGCAUGAUUUGAAACCAGUUAGCGACUUAGAAUUUCUGGUGGUAGAGGCCUAUGAUUAUUUAAUGCAGAGUGUAAAGAGCAGCUAAACGGAGAAUGAUCAUUUGUGAUUCAUUUUUAAUUAGGGACCCCCAUCCUGCUGCCUUUAUGGAUUGAAAAAUAUCCAUGACCAGUUUUAUUUUAUUUUAUUAUAGUACGCUUUAUUUCGCCUUAACAUUUUCUGAUUGCGAAGAGUGAAGACUGCCAGAGGUCGAGUUUCAGGGAGGAAAGGCAGUGGGUAAAUUUUUCCACGGUCAAGGUAACUAACACUAUUUUAUUUUAUGAAAGCAAUAGUUGCUUUCAUAUUAAUUCAUUAAAUUUUAUGGAAGAUUAAUUUACUGGCAGAAUAAAUUAUGCGCAAAUUGUUAUGCUUUUAGCCCUUUUCAUUUGAGUAAAUAUUGUUUGAGAUGUAAUUUAAGGAAGUUUGAGAAGAUUUGAAGUGUUUUAAAUGUGCAGACCAUUUCUUUUUUUUGGCACAAAUCCUUUUUACGGAAAAUUACUUUGCAUGUCAAAACUGGUCAAAAUUACCCCACUUCUGCUUGUUUCAAUAAGCAUUUUCUUCUACCAAAUACAGAUGUGAAUUGCUUGUUUAUGGCUGUUCCAUAGAGCUGUGUAAAAAACAAAACUUUUACUAAUUUAAAUAAGAUGUAAAUAGCCCAGUUACAGUCACGUGGCAGUAAUAUGCUGUUGAUUAGACUCUACUGAAUUUAUUAAUAAUUUAGUGUCCUAUUACUGUAGAUUGGUCUGUUAAGUGUUUGCACCGGGGUUUUGUUCCUGUUUUUCUUUUAUUGUAAAUUGAUUAUUGAUGUGUAGCACACAUGCACUCACAGAUCAAGUUUAAGGGCACGGAGAAGUUCAAUUGGUCCCAUUAAACUGUCGCUGUUUGGUUUGGGGAGUAUUUAUAAUUUGUUAUACCGUUGGAAAUGUCAAGGCAUUUUGUGUAUUUAAAUUAAGCCUUUGCUGAUUAAAGAAACAAAAUACUAAA
This is a messenger RNA of Conger conger (European conger), 3982 nucleotides long. It is a transcript of the gene glyr1, whose product is annotated as glyoxylate reductase 1 homolog (Arabidopsis). Lineage: Eukaryota; Metazoa; Chordata; Actinopteri; Anguilliformes; Congridae. Gene Ontology annotation, molecular function: NAD binding; NADP binding; oxidoreductase activity, acting on the CH-OH group of donors, NAD or NADP as acceptor. The transcript has 16 exons. The record is from RefSeq and is a predicted model, not a curated record. Bases 517 to 2061 code for a protein of 514 amino acids.